GCGCCAGCCCCCGGCGGCGGCGAAGCGGGUGCGGGCCGGCGCGGGGUGGGCUCCGGCCGCCGCCCGCCCUCCUCCCUGCCCGGCCGGUGGUCCCGGGCCGCCGCGAGGCUCCGCGCGCUGCCCCCUGUCGUCCCGCAGUGCCGUCGCCGCCCCCCGGGAGCUUAGCGGAGCCGCGGCGACGAGUUGGCGCGCGCGGCGGACCCCGUGGAGCUGGCUUAGCGCCUCCGCCCCACCUUCCCGCACCCUGGGACCGUAACAGAGCAAUAAGACAACCAGGACAGGCAGGGGGAGAUUCCUGCUUGAAGCAUGUGGUGGAUCGUUCUUGGAGGCAGAGCACACUUCUCUUGCCUUUCUCUCUGGGAACGAAGAGCGGACUUGGUGAGAGGGCUCAGGAGAAGAGGAGCAGGCUUUGGGAGAAGGGAGACCCUGCACCGACUUGCCUUUGGUCCAACGGGCGCUCCUCCAAGCGGAGCCUUGGAGGGCAAGGCCGGCACCAUUACCUCCAACGAGUGGAGCCCUCCUAACUCCCCUGAGGGGAGCAACGUCUCUGGGGGCAGUCAGGCGUUGGACAAGCCCAUUGACAAUGACGCAGAGGGUGUGUGGAGUCCGGACAUCGAGCAGAGCUUCCAGGAGGCCCUGGCCAUCUACCCGCCUUGUGGCCGGCGCAAGAUCAUCCUGUCAGAUGAGGGCAAGAUGUACGGUCGGAAUGAGCUGAUUGCCCGCUACAUCAAGCUCCGGACAGGGAAGACGCGCACCAGGAAGCAGGUCUCCAGCCACAUCCAGGUGCUGGCUCGUCGCAAAGCCCGCGAGAUCCAGGCCAAGCUAAAGGACCAGGCAGCUAAGGACAAGGCCCUGCAGAGCAUGGCUCCCAUGUCGCCCGCCCAGGCCAUCUCCGCCACAGCCUUCCACAGUAAAAUGGCCCUCGCCCGGGGCCCAGGCCACCCAGCAGUCUCAGGGUUUUGGCAAGGAGCCUUGCCGGGCCAAGCCGGAACAUCCCAUGAUGUGAAACCGUUCUCUCAGCAAACCUACGCUGUCCAGCCUUCGCUGCCUCUGCCAGGGUUUGAGUCUCCUGCAGGACCCACCCCGUCGCCCUCAGCGCCCCCGGCACCCCCGUGGCAGGGCCGCAGUGUGGCCAGCUCCAAGCUCUGGAUGUUGGAGUUCUCUGCCUUCCUGGAACAGCAGCAGGACCCUGAUACGUACAACAAGCACCUGUUUGUGCACAUCGGCCAGUCCAGCCCAAGCUACAGUGACCCCUACCUCGAAGCCGUGGACAUCCGCCAGAUCUAUGACAAAUUCCCAGAGAAAAAGGGGGGACUCAAGGAGCUCUUUGAACGGGGACCUUCCAAUGCCUUUUUUCUUGUGAAAUUCUGGGCAGACCUCAACACCAACAUCGAGGAUGAAGGCAGCUCCUUCUACGGGGUCUCCAGUCAGUACGAGAGUCCGGAGAACAUGAUAAUCACUUGUUCCACCAAGGUCUGCUCUUUCGGCAAGCAGGUGGUAGAGAAAGUGGAGACAGAGUAUGCCCGCUAUGAGAACGGCCACUACUCAUACCGCAUUCAUCGAUCGCCGCUCUGCGAGUACAUGAUCAAUUUCAUCCACAAGCUGAAGCACCUGCCCGAGAAGUACAUGAUGAACAGCGUGCUGGAGAACUUCACCAUCCUGCAGGUGGUCACCAACAGAGACACGCAGGAGACGCUGCUGUGCAUUGCAUAUGUUUUUGAGGUGUCAGCCAGCGAGCACGGGGCUCAGCACCAUAUCUACCGGCUGGUGAAAGAAUAAGAGACUCAGGGAGCAGGGAGGGGGGAAGAGACUUUGUGUGUGCAGGGACACGGGGAGGGGAUCUGCAGGGGCCUGAAUUGCCAGGAGAGCCGAGAGGUCCUAACUUCCUAGCCAGGAACAAACUGAACCUGCAAUGCCCAACCCCAAAUAAACCCAAGAUGGUGUGUAUUUUCGGAGGACCUGAUCUGGCUGUCUGAGCCUUGGGAGGGACUGCGGGAGAAGGGGGGCAGACUGGGGAGCAGGCCAGAAGCAACCCCAGAGAUCCCCCAUGGACUCACCCAGGAAUGUCGCCAGAUGCAAAGCUCCCGAUGGGAUGACUUCUCGGCUGCCCCUCAAGCUGCUGGCCACUCCGGGAGGCCGGGGGCUGGGCUCGGGGGCUAGGCUCUCGGGCCCUGUUCUGUGCAUCCCCACGUAGGCCCCUGCAGGGACUUGUGCACAGUGUCCUGUCCACCUCUGGUGCCCUGGCCCCAGGACAGUGAACAGGGAGGCUCGGUCCAGCCCAGGGCUUGGGUUUGAGGUGUGGAGGUGAUAGUUAUUAGGAAGGCUGGAAGGGCACACAGCCAGAACUCUCUAGAUAGUUUUCAUCCCUCCCCUGUGGGAGUGGAUUGCAUAGCCUGGAGCUUGAGGCAGGGAGGCCAGGAGUGGCGGUGCAGAGUCCAGCCUGUGGAGUUUAGGUGGUAAGGCUGGUGUCACGCAGCAUCCUUUGUGGGGGUGAAGGCCCAGAAAGUGGGUCAGAGGCCUGUAGUGGACCAGUGGUCUCUGAGACCACCCAGUUCUGAUGUUCUGUGAGUCCUCCCUCGGGCUCCCUCCCAGCCAGGGUGCCUGCUAGGUGGUGACUGCCUUGGAGCCAGCCCAGGCUGUCCACUCCCCCCACCCCCCCAGAGUAGUAGUGUCUGUGUGCCCUGUGCAUGGAGGAGGGGUGUGGAACCCACCCUGAACCUCGAGGGAAGCAGUGAAGGGUUCCUUGGUUUAUCUCUUGGGAGAACUGUAUGGGCUUAGGGUUUUGGUGGUCCUGGCUUCAGUCCUGGUAUUCCUGGCUGUCUGACCUUGGGCAAAUUUCUCCACCAGUCUGAGCCUUGGUGUCCUUUGCUCUGCGUAAAGGGGAGAGCAAUAGCACCUACCUUAGAAGGACGUAGUGAGAAAGAGAGCUAAUGUCUUUAAGUGCCUGGUGCAAGAUGCACUAAAUAAAUGUUAUAAUUAGUUUAUCCUCCCCUCCCUCAGGGAGGCCUGGGUCUGGCUCUUUGCUGCCAUCUAGUGGCCCUCAUAUCACCCUUAAUGGGAACCACAAUUCCAGAAGCCUGGAGCAGAAGGGAACGAAGAUUCAACCUACAGGUGUUUACUUUGUGCCCAGCACUCAGGGAGAUAUAUGGGAAUAGAAAAGUAAGACAGCAUCUAGGAGGUGUUUAUGGAAUGGUGGUUAGGAUCAAGGGCUUGAGGCAGACAGCUAGGAUUGAAAUCCUGGCACUUGGCCACUGACUAGCUUUGUGGCCUUGGGGCAAGUUACUUAAUUUCACUGUGCCUCAGUUUCCCCAUCUGUAAAAUGGGUAUAAUAAGAGUACCUACCUCGUAUAUGUAGAGUGCCUAGAAUAGUGCUGAGCACAUAAAUGUGUUCGAUAAAUAUACAUUAUUAUUAAUAGCAGGAGCUUGCAGUCUAAAAAGAUCAGAGAACUCCUAAGUGGGGUUGGCUGAUCCUCACAGGAACUGGAGUUCAGAGAUGGGAGAGAGCAGGGUGUGGAAGAUCCAGGGAGGAGGUUGCAAUGGAGAGGGGCUGCCCCUUAGAGGAUGGGCAGUGUUUAGAUAAGCAGAUGGGACAAAGGCUGGCCAGCAUUCCAGAUGGGAAAAAGAAGCCAGCUAUCCGGUAUCCUGCCCUCACGGGCCAAGACUGCCUCUUCUCAUCAAAAAGCAACUUUAACCAAAUGCCUCUGGACUGCUGCUAGACCUCGUGCCAAGUUGCCUAACUCCACUGUAUGUGGGGGCUGGCUCUCAUCAAAAGACGUGCUGUGGAGGUGGGCGUGGGGUCUGGGAGGCCCUGAGCAGACGGCAUGUGCUCACAUGUCCAUGGGCGGGUUUGUGUAAGGCUCCCCCGCCCCUCUCCGGUCACUGUCACAACCCUCGCCCUCGCUCCUCGCCUCUCCCCUUGGGCUGUUUGGAUAAGGGGAAUGAUGCAUACCCUUCUGGCUUGACAGUGAGCCUUCAGGCAGGUACUCAUGAAGGAUGUGUGAACAGCCUCUUGGCCAUGGCACACAUGCACAAGUUAAGGAGAUGAUCUUUUGCGUUACGGGUGGGAAUGAGUCGGAGCAGAUGUCGGGGCCAGAUGUGAGCUGUGCGUUUUCCCUUCUCGUCAGGAGCUGACCUCAGUAGCCUCGUGGAAAGUCAUGUACUUAGAGCUGUAAGUUCUAGACCAGUCAGCCAUGGGGAAUGCAGGUGUAGAUGCCUUCCCCCAUGGCCACCUGGCCCACCGCUCUCGAGGGCUUGUCUGGCACUGCCCUGCACCCUCUGAACUGGGUGCCCUUCCCUGCCUUUAGGCCUUGGCCCCACAUGUUCUCUUGGCCAUUCGUGCCCUGCCUUUUUCUCCUGCUGGAGAACUGUUACUCAUGCUUCGAGGGCCAGUGUGCGGUCACCCCUUCUCAUGCGGAGGGGUUAGUCACGCCUGCCCUUGGGUGGCAGAAGCCUUCCAUUCGUAACCCAGGACAUAGGGACCUCUGUCACCUCUUCCAAUCCUCAGCCAGUGGGUGCUGUGCUGUCCCCAUUGGAAAGAUGCAGAAAAUGGGGCACAGAGAAGGGAAUUAACGUGCUUAGAGUAUUAAUGUGUUUAUUCAUUCAGUUAGCAACUAUUUACUUAACUUCUGCUCUGUGCCAGGCGCUGGGAAGAUAUCACUGACCCAGGCAGAUGAGGUCCUCGGGGAGCUUAUGUUUCAUUGAGGAAGAAAACUAAGUGAGCAAGUAACAGGACGUGUAGACUGUGACAAGUGCUUUCAAGGCAGAGAGGGCUGCUGAUGUGAGAGUCACUGGGGGAAACUCACAGGCCCGGGGAAGGUGGGGGAAGGCAUUCUGAGGAGAGGCAGGGAGGUAUGGGUGUGGGGCAGGCACAGAGAGUGAGAGCUGUAUGGCCUAAGGUACGGGGGGACGGAGCAGGUCCUGCCUCGGGCCAGCUGUCCAGACCCGGGGGCGAGUGGGGAGGGCAAGGAACUCAGCUCCCUCCCCAGCCCAGCACCCCCUUGCUUGGCAAGGACUUUGGGUUUUACUCCAUGUGAAGGGAGGUCCUGGAAGCGUUUGAAGCAAGGGAGUAAGUCUUUUUGAUCUUUAAUCUUUGAUUUUUUUUAGAAAUGGACGCUGGGGCUGCUGGGGCCCACAGAGAAGCAUGUGUAAUUGUCUGCUCCUGAGUCUGUCUUUCCUCCUAGACUCAGCGUCUGUGGGUGCAGACUGUAGCUUCCUUGGUCUGUUACUUUCUGUAAACUAAACACCACGUCUGGAACGUGGCAGGUGCUCAGUAAACAUGCGCUGAAGGAGCGCAUGUGGAUGAAGGAGUGCAUGUGGACGAGGCAGUGUGAUCCGUGCGGUUUGGGCCCGGGAGGUGAGUAAGGGCCCUGACCCCGUGAGGGUGGAGCCGUUUGCCCUGCUGACACGUCUAGAGUUAGCAGGGGGGCGUGGUUGAGAUGGGGAUGUGGAAACAGACCGCUUGUCUGACAGUGACUGAGCAGACUGCCUCAGUGGCCACCAGUGAACGUCCAUGGAGUGGGGUGAGCACCCCACACAGAAGGACUUUAGGGUGCAUGUGCGUGCACCUGUGCAUGUGUGUGUAGAUACCAUCUCUGCCCUUUCAGGACUAAAGCCAGUGGAGUGAGGAUCGAGGGGCGGCCAUGGCUCGGGCCCCUCAGACUGUGUGUGCUUAGUCCAUCACCUACUUCCUCUCCCCCGCCACAGGUUUCGGAGGACAGUGGGCAGGUGCUGACCGGGCUGGAGGGAGGAGGCAGGCAGCUCAGAGAAGCAGGGCUGGGGCAGCAGGGGGCUCCUGACGGCCCGCGGCGCUCGGCCUGGUGCAGGGCUCUGUGGGGUCAGCAGUGCUCACCUGGGCCCAACCGCACAGAGGGGGUGUGAGAUAGAGCAGCAGUGUGUUUUACCUCGGGGUCGGGUGUAGCCAGUGGUUGCUGUGUCCGACCCCUGCUUACUUUAUCUGGUAUGUCAGCUCCAGAAACGAAAGCAAGAAGCUUUCCCCCAAAGACUUCAAGCGGUAUAGGAGUCGUUCUUAAGAAGCCGAAUUGGCUGCUGCUAAGUUAUGCGAUCUUGUGCAAAUAGCUCACCCCCUCAGACCUUCAGAACCCCGCUUGGGAAAUGGGAAUAAAGUGGCUUUGACUUUUGGGAGAAAGGUGACAGCCUGAGCUCACGGUGAGCACUCAGUGAAUGGUGGUAACUUAGGGCUAUUAAAACCUGCCCUGACUCUGCUCUUUCUAUGCCUCACACUCUCACACACACACACACUCAGACACUUAUGCACACGCAUGCUCACACUCAGACACUCAUGCACACACAUGCACACACACACACACACACACACCCCAAGCUCUGCUGUCUCCCAGAGCCCAUGAGGAGGCCCCAGGCUCUUACUCUUGUGGGAACUGUCCAGCAGAGACAGCACUUAGACUUUCAUCCUCAGGUCUCAGAAACGGGGGUGGGGUGGGGGGGAAGGAAGUGUUCUUAACUGAGAAAAUAACUUUGUGGCCCAUGAGGGGAAAGAGGCCCCAGGGAAGGGUCUCAAAAGGGAGAAUGGAACAAAUGGUGGGCUACGGCAGUGUGAGUAAGAGACUGUCUGGAAUUGGGAUUGGUUUACUUCCUGAGGGAGGACGGGAGAGGUGGCCCAGCACCUUUGUAGAAGUCUGGAGCCCAGUUGGUGGGAAUGACUAAAGGUCUUUUUAUUUUUAAGCUCAUGGAUGUCUGAUAUUCAACUUCAAGUUUUUGUAUUUUUGCUAUGUAACCCCCCUUUGUCUCCCCAAAUCUUCAGUAAAGUCUGCUACCUACACAAAGG
Molecule: messenger RNA, 6802 nt
Organism: Zalophus californianus (California sea lion)
Lineage: Eukaryota; Metazoa; Chordata; Mammalia; Carnivora; Otariidae
Gene: TEAD4
Product: TEA domain transcription factor 4
Exons: 13
Coding region: 307-1779 (490 amino acids)
Biological process (GO): DNA-templated transcription; embryonic organ development; hippo signaling
Cellular component (GO): transcription regulator complex
Molecular function (GO): RNA polymerase II cis-regulatory region sequence-specific DNA binding; DNA-binding transcription factor activity, RNA polymerase II-specific
Source: RefSeq, a predicted model, not a curated record